GGGAGGAGUGAGGCACUGCUGUUUCCUCCGCAGACGGGUGUUAGCUCUAUCUGCUGUCCAGGGUUCAGCCCCGCUGCUGAAACACGAUCCUUAAACCAGAAAGCACAGAUGCAGACUAGCUCCUUUUAAAGAGCAUAACCUUCAGUAGCAGAACAAAUCAGGCCAGUCAGCAAGCUGCCAAGUGCUGUGGGCUCCUUGUCAAGGAGAACAGCUGGACCCAUUUCUAAUCAACGUUCAACACACCAACUUUGGAUUGCUGAAGGAGACCAGGCCAGACUUUGAAACUUUCCAAAGACUUCCAAUAGCCCCUGAAUGCAAAAGACAAAGGGUGUCACUUUCACCCAAGAAAUCUACAUUUAAACCUCUGUACCUAGCAUGGAUGAUGGUUAUUGAAACAGCCCAAACCUCUGUCACAGUGAAAGGAAUAUAGCUCAAGAGGCAAGCAGGCAGUCCCAGAACUGAGGAAUGGAUGACUACAAAUAUCAGGACAACUAUGAGGGCUAUGCCCCCACUGAUGGCUACUAUCGUGGCAAUGAGUCCAAUCCAGACGAGGAUGCCCAGAGCGACGUUACGGAAGGCCACGAUGAGGAAGACGAGAUCUACGAAGGCGAGUACCAGGGCAUCCCUCACCCGGAUGACGUCAAGGCCAAGCAGGCCAAGACGGCGCCCUCCAGGGCAGAUGGUCUUCGGGGCCAGGCAGACCUGCUGGCCGAGCGGAUGGAAGACGAGGAGCAGCUGGCGCACCAGUACGAGACCAUCAUUGAUGAGUGUGGCCAUGGACGCUUCCAGUGGACCCUCUUUUUUGUUUUGGGUUUGGCCCUGAUGGCUGACGGGGUGGAAGUGUUCGUGGUGAGUUUUGCCCUGCCCAGUGCCGAGAAGGACAUGUGUCUCUCUAGUUCCAAGAAAGGAAUGCUUGGGCUGAUAGUCUACCUAGGAAUGAUGGGGGGAGCCUUUGUCCUGGGGGGCCUGGCUGAUAAGCUGGGGAGGAAGCGAGUCCUCAGCAUCUCCCUGGCCAUCAACGCUUCCUUUGCCUCCCUCUCCUCCUUCGUACAGGGAUAUGGAGCUUUCCUCUUCUGCAGACUCAUCUCAGGCAUAGGUAUUGGGGGUGCUCUGCCCAUCGUGUUUGCCUAUUUUUCUGAAUUCUUGUCCCGGGAAAAGCGAGGAGAGCAUCUCAGUUGGCUGGGCAUCUUCUGGAUGACUGGUGGCAUCUACGCAUCUGCCAUGGCCUGGAGCAUCAUCCCGCACUACGGCUGGGGCUUCAGCAUGGGCAGCAACUACCACUUCCACAGCUGGAGAGUGUUUGUCAUCGUCUGCGCUCUGCCCUGCACCGUGUCCAUGGUGGCCCUGAAGUUCAUGCCAGAGAGCCCGCGGUUUCUGCUGGAGAUGGGCAAACACGACGAAGCCUGGAUGAUUCUCAAGCACGUCCACGACACCAACAUGAGGGCCAAGGGGGCCCCGGAGAAGGUGUUCACGGUUUCCAACAUUAAAACUCCCAAGCAAAUGGAUGAAUUCAUUGAGAUCCAGAGUUCAACAGGAACUUGGUACCAGCGCUGGUUAGUCAGAUUCAAGACCACUUUCAAGCAGGUCUGGGAAAAUGCUCUAUACUGUGUGAUGGGGCCCUACAGGAUGAACACGCUGAUUCUGGCUGUGGUCUGGUUUACCAUGGCUUUAAGCUACUAUGGGCUGACAGUUUGGUUCCCUGACAUGAUCCGGUAUUUUCAAGAUGAAGCAUACAAGUCCAAAAUGAAGGUGUUUCACGACGAGCACGUGUACGGUGUCACAAUCAACUUCACGAUGGAAAAUCAGAUUCACCAGCACGGGAAACUUGUGAAUGACAAGUUCACAAAGAUGUACUUUAAACAUGUACUCUUUGAGGACACGUUAUUUGAUGAGUGCUAUUUUGAGGAUGUUACAUCGACUGAUACCUAUUUCAAAAACUGCACCAUUGAAUCGACCAUCUUUUAUAACACAGACCUCUAUCAACAUAAGUUCAUCAACUGUCAUUUUAUCAACGUUACCUUUCUGGAGCAGAAGGAGGGCUGCCACAUGGACUUAGAGCAGGACAACGACUUCCUGACUUACCUCGUCAGCUUCCUUGGCAGUCUGUCUGUUUUGCCGGGGAACAUCAUUUCUGCCCUGCUCAUGGACAGAGUAGGAAGGCUCAAGAUGAUUGGUGGCUCCAUGCUCAUCUCGGCCGUCUGCUGCUUCUUCCUGUUUUUCGGCAACAGCGAGUCUGCAAUGAUCGGCUGGCAGUGCCUGUUCUGUGGGACCAGCAUUGCUGCCUGGAACGCGCUGGAUGUGAUCACAGUGGAGCUGUAUCCCACCAACCAGAGGGCAACAGCUUUUGGCAUCCUCAACGGAUUAUGCAAAUUUGGCGCCAUCCUGGGAAACACCAUCUUCGCUUCUUUCGUUGGGAUCACCAAAGUGGUCCCCAUCCUUCUGGCGGCCACUUCUCUCGUUGGGGGUGGCCUGAUUGCUCUUCGACUGCCAGAGACUCGAGAACAGGUCCUGAUGUGAACCACCUACUGGGGAAAGGAAAUGUUGGAAGAACCUCGUCUGGGAACCUCAACUGUGCCCACACUUCCUGUCUGUCACUGUCCAGCAGACACCUGGAUAGCGCAGGAGGAAAAGUUGAAUUUGUAACCCCUAGUUUAGCACCCAUUUCAGCUGUCUAUAUGUUUGUAACUCAGGUGACUGAUUCAGGGGUUUCCUGAGCUGUCCUCCCGUAGAAUCCCAGAACUCCAUGCUUGGCUUCUAGUGUCCCCAGCCCAAAGCGGAGAACACCCUCGAGCGGGAGGACAGACUAAGCGAGGGGUGUAUAUUUCUGCAAGUGAGGUACAAGGACUGUCUUGCAUUUCAAAAUGAACUUGAGAAACACGCAAGUUCCUCCGUAAAGUUCCUCGGAGCCCAAGGACUUAACAAAUUGACUUGGUGGGGAAGUUGAGUCAUCAUCUGAAUACUGAAGUACAUACGAUACAUAUAUUUUUGCAGUUAAAGUGUCACUCCUCAUAGAUUCCAUUUGAAAAUUGGCACAGUAGCAUUGAAGAUACUCUAAUAUAGGAAACCAAAUAUUUGAGCAAUAUCUGUAGAAAUCUAUGUUACCCCCUCCAAGAGUCCUCUAAGUUUUCCAUGAUGAUUAGGGGGUAAAUUGAAGAAUAAUAUUUAUUCCUAUUUUGAGUCAAAAACACUUAAGGGGAUAGGCAUUCUGUAAACUAACUUUGUACAUAAUUGUCUUUGGGUUUCAUUUGCAGAAAUGGUGUCUGCAAGUAUUUGCCAGCAUUUAGCCAUAUUUGGAGAGGAGUUGGUGUUUGAGGUCCCAGGAAAUUGGGGCUGAUGGAGUGAAGUGGAAGCAGAACUUCUUAUAGCCAUUUAACGUGCUGGCAGGAGGAUGCACUUCACGAACUCACGUUGCACUGUUCAUUUCAUUCAGGCUCUUUUCUUCUUGUGGGGGAGAAGUUGUUUCCUCUCUUACACAGACCGCUGGUUAAACGCAAGCUCACCAUCAUCCAUCCUAGCAUUUGAUGUGCCUGCUCACCCGGAAGCGACAUGGGAAGUGUUCCGUGGCUUCUGCCAUCUUCUUUGUAGGCAAGAAUAAGACACGGUGGACAGC
This is a messenger RNA of Dama dama (fallow deer), 3610 nucleotides long. RefSeq names its product synaptic vesicle glycoprotein 2B (gene SV2B). The record is from RefSeq and is a predicted model, not a curated record. The transcript has 13 exons. Bases 466 to 2517 code for a protein of 683 amino acids. Gene Ontology annotation, biological process: chemical synaptic transmission; transmembrane transport. Gene Ontology annotation, cellular component: membrane. Lineage: Eukaryota; Metazoa; Chordata; Mammalia; Artiodactyla; Cervidae. Gene Ontology annotation, molecular function: transmembrane transporter activity.